This is a messenger RNA of Podarcis lilfordi (Lilford's wall lizard), 4378 nucleotides long. The record is from the annotation of a GenBank genome assembly. Lineage: Eukaryota; Metazoa; Chordata; Lepidosauria; Squamata; Lacertidae.
AUGGCAAACAUUGCGCAGGAACCGCAGGUGACUGCAGCUGUUCCCUCCCCCUCCAUCUUGAGAACGUGUCGUUGGGGGUGGCUACAGCGGUCCUCCAUCAUAAAAAGCGUGAAGACAGGACAAAUAACUCCCCCCACAAAAAAACCCCUAGGUCUCCCCCAACAAACAUUUGAGACUAGCUCCCCUAAAUCUAAAAGAUGGAUCAAACUGUGCGCGCCGCUGCCCUACAAGUUCUGAUAAGGUCCUCCCACAGCUAAUCACCUGCCUCAACAGAAACCCUGCCCCCUCUGACCUUUGCACAGGGAGAGCAGCUAAUCAGCCACAAAGAAACACACACGCACACAAGAAAACCCUUUUUGCUCCUUCUUCAACUGCUGCCCUGCAAGCUCUGCAAGGAGAUGGUCAGAGUUUGGAGCCCAGCCAGGGCUGGCUGUGGGCAAAAUAUUUUCUGUUGUGAAUUACUGGUUGGUAACUUCCUCUGUUUUUAUUUUCCUUUCUGUCUCACAGGUUCUCAGGCAGGAAGGCAGAAGCAGAAACAAAUAUCCCUGGACAUUGUGGUAUGUUAAUUCCUUGGGGAAUUCGUUUCCCACAUAUUUAUUUAUUUAUAUUUCUAUACCGCUUUAUAUUUUUAAUAAAAAUCUCAAAGCGGUUUACAGCAUAAUAAAUCAAUAAAACAAUAAAACACUAGCUGGGCGACAUUCCUCCGGCCUCAGGAGGAGCCUCUUCAGUAGGGCUGGCUGGUGGGUCUGGGCCUCGCCCCCCCCAGGCCAGGUGGAAAGGGCCUUGCAGGGAGCGGCCUUCACCCUCCCACCUGCCCCCUAGGUCCCUCUGCUGGCUGGCCGCCCCCUGAUGUGGCUGGGGGGAGAGAAAACCUGAAAGGCAAUCUGCCCCAGAAGAAAAUCUUUGGGGAGGGCCCACGGGACCCCUGUCCCCUAGAGUGGAUGCCUAUGGCAGGAGAGUAAAAUGUCCUUCUUCCUUUGCAGGGCCGUGGUUUGGAAGCGCCGGUCAGGGCUCCGGCCAAGCAGCAGCCCAGCGGUGCCACGCCCAAAACCAACAUCUGCAGGUAUGCUGUGCCCUUCUGUGGCAGGGGUGGGGCAGUCUGAGGAUGGCACGGCCGGUGCGCUCACACUGGGCUAUUGCCUCAUAAGAAAAGGUUUUUAAUAGAGGGUUUAAUAGAAUGGGUGGAGGGUUGGAGGAGAGGCAGAAAGAAGAGCUCAUAUGUCCGCGGCUAGGGGGCACGAUCUGGACGGUUCUCCAGGGGCACAAGAUCACCCAGCUACGGCUCUGCCUACAGGGUGCCCUUGACAUUUCAGAGCCCAAAGUUGGCCCUUGGUUGGGCACAGUUCCAGAUUAAAACCUGUGGAGGUCCCCAGGCAGUCAAAAUAUUGCUGGGCUCCUCGCAAAUCAUAUCCUGAUACAUUUUUGAUUUUACCAACCAACAAUAAUUAAUAGGCAAAACAAACAGUACUUAUUCUGAUCCGUUGUUGCCUGGCCCAUAGGCCUACUCUGUCCAUUGAAUAAUCUGGCUCUGGUGGAGAUCAAUCCCAGAAUUCACCCUGUCUCCCCCAAUCAUACUAACUGAGCUUGUUUAUUCCUUAGACAAGAGGCCGGCCAGAGCAAAGGGGGAAAGGCUCCCACCUCAGGUAAGUGGAAAUGCCAACUGAGUGCCCCAUAUUUUAGGAAUGCUUCCUUCCCUUGUCCCCCACCCUUAUGCCCCAGACUGGGGCUAGCAUGGCAGGGAGCCAGGCGCCUGCUCAUGUUUCUUUUUUCUUUGCAGUGUGGGAGCCUUUCCCCAACACGUAUUUUGUUCUAGCCAAAUCCCUGGAGAGACGUGGCGAACGUCAGGUACGAGGGCAGAGGGAAUGAAGGGAUCUUUGUGGAACAUGUUUUGGGAGUCCUAGAAACACUCUCCCCACCUGUGGCUUCCAUUCUUAUGUGAUGUCCUUCUUCCUCCACAGGGCCACGCCUCCAGGGAUGAGGCUCCAGCGCCAGCUCCCGGGAUGAAGAACCGAACAACAUCCAGGCGGUUCCCGGCUAACGUCCCUCGCGGCGCGUUCCCACUGCCCCUCCUCCGUACGGGCAUGGCUCCAUCCCGGCCCGGUUUGGCACAGAAGCAGCAGCCAAAGUUUCCUCCCAUUAAAACAGCUUCUCAGGUGAGGGAGGAGACUUUGGCUGUUGCUUCUGUGCUAGGCCGGUCGGACGCCCGUACGGUGGAGAAGUGGGGAGCCCUGAUAAGAUCAGGUAAGUGGAAAUGCCCCUUCCCAGGUCCCCCACCCUCCUGCCCCAGACUGGGACUAGCGUGGCUGGGGGCCAGUUGCCUUCUGAUGUCUCUGUUUGUUUUGCAGCGAGGGAGAAGUUCAGCCGUGGAACCGCCGUAUUCCUCCGGGAGGGACUGGAGCCCAGACGACGGCCUCUUGCCCCUGAGGUAAUGGGACAGGGAGGAGGAGGGGGGUCCUAGGACACACACCAGAAGGGCCUGCAGGAUCAGGCCAAGGGGCCAUCUGGUCCAGCCUCCUCUUCUCCCAGGGGCCACCCAGAUGCCACUGCGAAAGCAGCCAACAGGAUUUGAGCGCAAGAAGCAGUGCUUCAAAGAUCCCUUCUUUCUUGCAGGAUCUCCAUCGUGCACCACUGUGGCUGCUGCCCAAGCCUCCUCCAAAAAGACCAGGUAAGAGGAAGGGAACCUUUGCAUGGGGCAGGGAGAAGGCUAGGGGCCUUGCUACAGGGGUUGCUUCACUACAUCUCCCAUUGUCCUUGACGACUGUCCUUUCCCCCCUUCUUUUUUUAUAAAAAAACACAGCUUGAGGCGAAUUCCAGAGCGGAUGGAUCUCAGCUGAAGGACUGUAUUCCAGUGUCUGAUUUGUCAGCUGCUGAAGCAUUUGAAAGCUGUGAUGUGAUGUGAUAAAUAGAGGCUUUACAAAUGUGAAGAGCGAACUUUUCCCUGUUCAUCCUUUGGACACACCGGAUACUUUUGUUGUUGUUGUUGCUAAAUCAAGAUAAAAUGAAUUUUUCUACUCUGAGAAAUAUUCCGGAGCUGCAUUCACCACUGAAGCUGCAGAUGGAAUUCCAAGCAGUGAAGCAGGUCCAGCGUCUUCCUUUCCUUCCUAGUUCUAACUUGUCCCUGGAUAUCUGGAAAGGCAACUGUGACUGCAUUGGUUUUGAGGAUAUUCUGAACGACCCGGCACAGAGUGAAGGAAUGGGAGAUCCUCAUCUUUUGGUUGAACACAAACUUGGUUUCUUAUACUGCGCACAUCCUCCAUCCUUCUGUUCAUGAAAAUAUUUCUUACCUGUGUCCCUGUGGGUUCAAGUAAACCAUAUAAACAGUAGUUGUACAGCAGUUGUUUUGAUACACACCUUCCAGGCAGAGACUGCCCAGCUUAUGUCCCUGACAAUCAACACCUUUUACUCCAACAAGGAAAUCUUUAUGCAGGAGAUCAUUUCCAACGCCUCUGAUGCACUGGACAAGAUCCGCUAUGAGAGUCUGACAGAUCCCUCAAAGCUGGAAAGUGGCAAAGAGCUGAAGAUAGAUAUCAUUCCCAAUCCCCAUGAUCGCACCCUCACCUUGGUGGACACUGGUAUUGGCAUGACAAAGGAAGACCUUAUCAAUCUGGGCACCAUUGCGAAGUCUGGCACCAAAGCCUUCAUGGAAGCCUUGCAGGCUGGUGCAGACAUCUCCAUGAUUGGACAGUUCGGUGUGGGCUUUUACUCUGCUUUCCUUGUGGCUGAGAUGGUUGUAGUUAUCACCAAGCACAACGAUGAUGAACAGUAUGCCUGGGAGUCAUCUGCAGGCGGCUCCUUCACUGUCAAAACUGACCAUGGCGAACCCAUUGGCCGUGGUACCAAAGUGAUCUUGCACCUGAAGGAAGAUCAGACUGAAUACCUGGAGGAACGUCGCAUCAAGGAAGUGGUGAAGAAGCACUCCCAGUUCAUCGGCUACCCUAUCACCCUCUAUCUGGUGAAGGAGUGUGAGAAGGAAAUCAGCGACGAUGAGGCAGAAGAGGAAAAAGUGGAGAAGGAGGAUGAAGAGGCAGCCCCCAAGGAUGAGGAGGAGAAGCCCAAGAUUGAAGAUGUGGGCUCAGAUGAAGAGGAGGAAGGUGGCAAGAGCAAGAAGAAGACCAAGAAGAUCAAGGAAAAGUACAUCGACCAGGAGGAACUGAACAAGACCAAGCCCAUCUGGACCCGAAACCCUGAUGACAUCACUCAGGAGGAGUAUGGCAAGUUCUACAAGAGCUUGACUAAUGAUUGGGAAGACCAUCUGGCUGUUAAGCACUUCUCUGUGGAGGGGCAGUUGGAAUUCCGGGCGCUUCUCUUCAUCCCACGCCGGGCCCCAUUGACCUCUUUGAGAACAAGAAGAAAAAGAACACCAUCAAGCUCUAUGUGA